UUAGCUGUGUACACAAGGCACAUUCCAACUGGAUACACAAUAGAGAAUCUGUCGGCCUCGUAUCUCAACAAUACAGUGAAGGAUGAACAACACCAACUACACUCUUAACAGCACUGGCAGUCAGUGGAAAACCAUGGCCACGACUUUUCCUGCUCGUGUUGCUGAAAGUGUUUUCGGCGAGGACUCCUCAACAGACUACUCAUAUGGCUUUGCCACAGAGUCCAGCAUCUACAACAUCACCGACUAUCCUUACAUGGACUACAAUGUGUACGACGACUACGAUUUCGGGAGGUGUGUGUACGAGCGCUAUGAGGCCUAUUUCCUCCCAGUCCUCUACUCGAUCUUCUUCCUCCUGGGCCUUGUUGGCAACACGCUGGUCAUCUGGAUCAUAGCUUGUGGUGUGCGGCUGCGCAGCAUGACGGACGUGUCCCUCUUGAGCCUGGCCUUUGCCGACCUCCUCCUGGUGUGCUCCCUCCCCUUCCUAGCCCACCAAGCCCGUGACCAGUGGGUAUUCGGGGAAGCCAUGUGCAAGAUCGUCCUGGGUGCUUACUUUAUUGGUUUUUACUGCGGCAUCUUUUUCGUCACCUUGAUGAGCAUUGACCGGUACCUGGCUAUUGUGCACGCUGUUUAUGCUCUGAGAGCACGGACACGGUUCUACGGUGUGAUUGCAGCUGUUGUUACAGGGCUGGCUGGAUGUUUGGCUUCUUUUCCUGAAAUAGCCUUUCUCGCAAUAGAAGAGUCUAGAAGCACAAAUGGUAAUAAGACUUAUUACUGUGCUCCCUCGUAUUCUGCAGCCAGAGAUAUAGAAUCCAACAGGCACUUAUGGACAUUGUUUGGCCUUUUUAAAAUGAACAUUCUGGGAUUAUUGAUCCCAGCUGUCAUCAUGGGAUAUUGUUACACCAGGAUUAUUAUGAGGCUGCUGCACACCCAGUCAUCCAAGAAACAGGCCAUCCGUUUAGUUGUUGUAGUGGUAGCCGUGUUCUUCUGCUGCUGGGUGCCCUACAACGUGGCGUCAUUCUUCAAAUCCUUGGAGCUACUGGAUGUCUACGCGGCAUGCAACAGCAGCAAGGCCAUCAGAAAGGCUUUGCAGGUCACCGAGGCCAUCGCCUACUCCCACAGCUGCCUCAACCCCAUCCUGUAUGUGUUUGUCGGGCAGAAGUUCAGGAAGCACCUGCUGAGGCUGAUGAACAGGUCACCAUGCAGGCUGUGCCAGAUUAUGAAGACCCUCAUCCCUCAAGACUCCAGAAUCAACGGUUCAGUCUACUCCCAAACCACCAGUGUGGAUGAGAGGAGCACUGCUAUGUGAAGUGGGACUCUGGGGAAUGAGAAUGGGCUGGGAUAUGUGUGUGCAUAUGACUGGAUGUGUGUUUGUGAGUGUGUGAGAGAACUGACCCUGGGCAAUACAGCUUUAACAUUUUAAAAGCACAAAUUACCAAAAUUGUCAAGAACUUUCCUUUGAGAGAGGACUGAAGACCAGC
Messenger RNA from Myripristis murdjan (pinecone soldierfish), 1478 nucleotides. RefSeq names its product C-C chemokine receptor type 4-like. NCBI's taxonomy places the organism in Eukaryota, Metazoa, Chordata, Actinopteri, Holocentriformes, Holocentridae. The transcript is spliced from 3 exons. Gene Ontology annotation, molecular function: C-C chemokine receptor activity; C-C chemokine binding. Gene Ontology annotation, biological process: immune response; calcium-mediated signaling; G protein-coupled receptor signaling pathway. The record is from RefSeq and is a predicted model, not a curated record. Gene Ontology annotation, cellular component: membrane; external side of plasma membrane. Bases 83 to 1306 code for a protein of 407 amino acids.